AUGGGUCUUUAUUUUAAAUUUUAUGGAGGGGAAAGUAAACAAGAAAAGGAGGUAAUGAAUGAAUCUAAGGAAGAUACAGAAACAAUUGAUAAUUCAAAAUUUAAUGAAUUUCAAAAACAUUUUGAAAAUUUAGAAAUCACCACCAAUAAAGAUGAUAAUGGAGAAAUUAAUCCAAUUUCAAAAGAAGUUUUAGAAAUUUGGGAAGAUGAUUUUCAACAACAAACUAAAAAUAUUUUAACUCAAAAUAUUUUUGCUCAAACUCCAAUUGAAAAAGUUAUUGCAAAAUCUCAACACAAGACUCAUUUAAAAGAUAGAUUUUUAUUUAAUACUUCUGUUGAAACUAUUGGAUCACCUGCAUUUGCAAAUAAUCAAAAAUCUUCAGGAAGAUGUUGGAUUUUUGCAUCAUCAAAUGUUUUCAGAACUCAAGUUAUUAAAAAUAAUAAUUUAAAAGAUGAUGAAUUUCAAAUUUCUCAAAGUUAUUUAUAUUUUUAUGAUAAAUUAGAAAAAGCAAAUUUCUUUUUAGAAAAUAUUGAAGAUACAUGGGAAGAAGAAUUAGAUUCAAGAUUAGUUCAAUUUUUAUUAAGAGAUCCUGUGGGUGAUGGUGGUCAAUGGGAUAUGAUUGUAAAUUUAGUUAAUAAAUAUGGUUUAGUUCCUCAUGAAGUAUUUCCAGAUAAUAGUCAAUCAACAAGUUCAUCUAAAUUAAAUUAUAUUGUAACUGAAAAAUUAAGAGAAUUUGGUUUACAUAUUAGAGAAUUAAAACAACAAAAAGCUUCAGAUUCUGUAAUUCGUCAAUUUAAAAUAAGUGCAAUGAAAACUAUUUACAAGACUUUAGCUUUAACUAUUGGUACACCACCAAAACCAAAUGAUGAAUUUAUUUGGGAAUUUACAGAUAAAGAUAAUAAAUAUAAACACUUUAAAACAAAUGCUAUUGAUUUUUAUAAAAAUCAUGUUAAAUAUGAUGCUGAAAAUCAUUUUUCAAUUAUACAUGAUCCAAGAAAUGAUUAUAAUAAAUUAUAUACUGUUGAAAGAUUAAAUAAUAUUAAUGGAGGUAAACCAAUUGAAUAUGUAAAUACACCAAUUGAAGAAAUUAAAGAAGUUGCUAUAAAAAUGUUAAAAGAUAAUGAACCUAUCUUUUUUGGAUCAGAUGUUGGUAAAUAUUGUAAUACAACAAGUGGUAUUUUAGAUAUUACUGCAUAUGAUUAUAAAACAGCUUUUGAUUAUGAUUUAAAUUUAUCAAAAGCAAAUAGAUUAAGAACUGGUUCUUCAUCAAUGACUCAUGCAAUGGUUAUUACAGCAGUUCAUAUUGAUUCCACAACAAAUAAACCAAUUAGAUGGAAAAUUGAAAAUUCUUGGGGUGAUCAAUCAGGUAAAAAAGGUUGGUAUUUAAUGACUGAUGAAUGGUUUAGUGAAUUUGUUUUUCAAAUUGUUACUAAUAAGAAAUAUGUUUCUAAAAAGACUUUUGAUGUUUGGAAAGGUAAAGAAUUUACUUCAUUACCAUUUUAUGAUCCAAUGGGUUCAUUAGCUUAG
Messenger RNA from Lodderomyces pseudojiufengensis, 1527 nucleotides. RefSeq names its product bleomycin hydrolase (gene LAP3). Gene Ontology annotation, cellular component: cytoplasm. Gene Ontology annotation, molecular function: cysteine-type aminopeptidase activity. Bases 1 to 1527 code for a protein of 508 amino acids. Gene Ontology annotation, biological process: response to toxic substance; L-homocysteine catabolic process; proteolysis. The transcript has a single exon. NCBI's taxonomy places the organism in Eukaryota, Fungi, Ascomycota, Pichiomycetes, Serinales, Debaryomycetaceae. The record is from RefSeq and is a predicted model, not a curated record.